CAUGUGCAGGAAUGGAGGGAAGCAAGGACAAGGGGGGAGUGUUUGUUGGGCAGCUGGGGUGUAAAGUAAUUAGAGGGAAACAGUUAAGGUCCUGCAUUGAGAACAGUCAGUGCUGUUAAUGAUAUCGCCCUGGGUCAAGGUGUGGACACCUGGAGGCUGAUAAGGUGAGGGCAGGUUAAAUCUGUCACAAUCAGAAAUAGAGUGAUGGAGAUAUACGUAGUGAUGCAAUGGAAGUAAGAACUGUCCAAAAAGAUUUAAACUUCAAUACAAGAUAUUUGGCACACUAAGAGGGAAUGUAUAUAGUCUAAAUAUGCAUCCACAGUGUAAUUUAAUGCAUUUUGUUGUUUGAGAUUUGUGAUUCUGGCCCUUUGAGCUACAUUCCCCCAAAUGCUCAUGAUGUCAGUAAUCAGAGACUCGAAGCUGCCAGCUGGACAAGAACAUCAGCUUCGUGUAAAAAUGCUCAGAAUCACACACGUUGGCAUCGUGCUGUAAGGAGCAAGUGAGAAAACGAACCAAAUGAGGCUGCACUUUGUGAAUGCUGACAGGUUUUGGCCUCGGCAGCAGACAAUCUCAUAAACCUCCCUUCCUCCUCAAGUCCACCUGAUGAUGAACACAACCACCCAUCUCUGCGGGUCUCCCUCCUCCACCUCCUCACUUCCCCUGUCCACACCUCUUUACGUGGCUCAGCAGGCCAUGAAAUAGAUGUGUGUUUAUGUAGGCAUAAAGAGCAAGAGUAAAAAAGAUGACAAAACAGACAAGCCACGUACUCACAUUAAUGGUCACAAAAAUACAGCCUUUAAAAUCACUGUGUGGAAUUUUUACACAUAUUUAAUACUGCAAGUAUUCAGAUUACUCAGGUGGUGUAAAUUUUGUUCUUGUCAAAUGAGAAAAAUAUGUGGCUUAUUUCCACUAGCUUCUGGUUAUGUAUGGAAACCACCUAAAGCUGGGCAAACUAAUAUGUCAGCUGGAGCUGGUGGCAGCUUGGCAUCAGCUGUAUCUCCAUAUAAUUGUCAUGCAAAUUUGAAGCAAACUUUUUAACAGAAAUUUAACAAAAGGAAAAUUAAAUUACACCUCAUUCCAUUAACUGCUAAUGAGCAAAUAAACUUCACUACUUCUUGUUGUCAAGAGACGCCGCUAUAUGUUACGGUACCCAUAGCUGUAAUAAAGCAGUUGUUCACUGCUACAAAAUCUCAAAGAAGCCGAAACAAACAAAACUUCAGCCAUCUAGAAGAGAACAACAGAGAGAAGUCUUUGGGAACCAUUUUCAAUCAGGAUUGUUGUAAUUAUUCUCUUAUGUACGCUGGUAUCAGCUGUGUUUCAUGCUGUCUGGAGGUGAAGACAAUGAAAGAAACAGUGAAUCAGUUAUAGGAGUUAUAUGUUUGCUCUGUCAGAGCUUAUUCAGAAAAGUGUUUCCAUUUCCUAUGAAGUGCAUUAAAUCUUCAAAAAAAACACAAAAUAACUCAAGCUUAAUCUUCUAAUUAGUGAUGUUUUGUGCAAAUUUUGGCUGUUUCCAUUAACUUAACUAAAAAUGCAUUAUGGAAACACUGCUAAUGACAUACAAGCUGCUUAUCAAUGUUUGGAUUCCAACCCUGAUGAGAAGUAAACAUUUUAUGUAAGGUGGACUCUUAAAUUCUGGCAACAUGAUAUGUUUCAGGACCGCACUUAUAGGACCCUUGAUUUUUACGACAACACUGCAUAUCAGGUUGGAUGAUUGCUAAUGUGUGCAACUUCUGGUUUGAAGGUUGAUUUUAAGUCAUGGUAUAAGUUUAUGCCAUCUAAAAUGCCACAUUGUAUCCAAUUACUUAGAGUUUUAAAGGUUUAUUCCACCAAAAUAGGCCUUUCUGUCAAACAACUUUUGGUACUGAAACAUUAUUUUCGUGCGUAAGGACUAUCAUAGUGUGCUUUUCACACUUUGCAAGCUCUCAAGGACUUUGGUGUUCAACUGAAGAUAUCAGAACAGUUUUUAAUGUUGAACAAACCAAUCUUGAUUCACAUUCGGUACUCAUGCUAUGAUUGUCAGCCAUCUUCAUUAGAAAGGCAAUUAUUGCUUUAUUAAAAGAAUAGAAUAGAAUAGCUUUAUUGAUGUCAUACAUGAUGCCAUGAUGAAAAUAUAAAUGUUACUUCCUUUGUUAUAUAAUUGUUGGUGCUGUCCUGAAAAAUAGGAGUCCUAGAAAUGGUUUCCUACAAAUGAGGCAAUAAAAAUGCAGCCUUCUCUAAUACAGACACAUGCUACUUAAUAUUGGAGAAAGAUCUAUUGAUAUUUGGAUAGUUGCCAUGUGCCAGAUUUGCCUCUCACACCUGCUGCCCCCUUUCUUCCAUCUCUACUGCCUCUCCUUUUACCCCCGUCCUGUGCAUGAGCACGAACAUGAACUAGAUGCAGUAACAGCGUUAUGUGGAUCUGUCCCAGCGACUUUGUUUCCCAUUGACAGAGCCAGGGCGGUGCACGAACGCUGAAUUUGACAGAAAAAUGUAUUCGACUAGAAUCACAUACUCCACCUUUAAUGCCCUGGAUACUCAAAUGGAAUAUGUCAAGAACACGUUAGAAGGAACCUGCUCCUUGUUAGCUUAAAAAAAAAAGACUUCCUUUUGGAAAUUCUUGCAGUUUCCAAGUGUCUUUUUGGAUAGUGCAAAAGCAGAAAUAUCAAAAUCAAACACUGUGAUAAAUUCAUAACUAAAUGGGUGGCAAAAUUAUAUCUAAUGAGCAAUCAUAUAAGUUUCUUUUCUUUCAUGGGAGCCCAACUUUAUUAUUUACUUAAUUCUCAGUCUUUGUAGGUCCGAUCCUCCCUCAGUUCUGCAGAAACACUGAGAUUAUUUAUCGAACACAAACAAAAAUAUGAACAUUAGCGUUAUCUCUCUGGAUACCUCUGAUGACAUUAGGCUGCUGGAAUUUGCUACGGCUGAUGCACAAAUUAGCUGGAAAAGAAAAUACUUGUGGUUUUGCUUUCCAAGAACUGAACCCUGUUGUUACUGCCGGUUAUAAAAUGUGUGUCAAUUACACUGAUGGCAUCUUAAGAUAGCAUUUAGGUAAAGUGGCUCAUCAUUGCGAUCCAUCAUAAUGCUGCCAAACUUCCCAUGCUCUAAUUAACAACACUGCAGAAUGACUGACAGUUUGGAAUCCUCAGGAACAGGCCUGGAGUGAACAAAAUAAAUCGUGGAAGUUAAUACUCCCUUCGCUUUGGUGUGUUAUGAAAGAGCACUCCCACUUCCAACAUCUUCUCCCUUGAUGCAUAAUCAUCUGUCAGACCUAACUUAUUUACCUAAGGCUUGUGAAGCACAUGGGACAGGGCGAGCUGUAAUUCAAAAGGUACCAAUCUACAGAAAUUUGCUCCAAGACAGAUUUUUCUAAGCGUCUGGAUUUCCUCUUUGGGCUGACACUGAUUGACGUUGCGAGUGUGAUGUGUGUGUGUGUGGUGACCAGUGCCAGCAACACACACACACACACCUGUACACCUGCUGGUCUGCACACACGAAUGCAGACCAAAGGGAGGAAAAGCGACCAAAGAAAAGCGAAAUGACCUGCACGCGUCUUAAUGAGGGAAGGCCGGGCGUCUGGCAUUUACCUCAAACCAAUUCUUCCUCCUGCUGCUCUCUCUGGAGGGCUUUAAGCCCGCCGCCCGUUAACGGCUGAAGUGUGGAUUUCCUGUCAAAUAAGGGUUAGAGCCCAACAAAAGUUCUGUACUCUAGUACCUAGUUAGGAUCACUUCCAGCUGCCUCCAUCUAAACACACACACACUUCAUGUCUUACAGUGUCCCUAUAGGGAUUUAUACUGAGCCUGUGGUGCUCAGCGUUGUCUUUAUUGUGACCUUAUUGUACCUUUAUGAUGCUUUAAACUCCUGUAAUCAACCUAACAAUCCUAUAAUAAAGAUACAGGAGGUUAUAAAGUUGUGUUCUCUGUGCUCUGUAGUUCUUAAGGCUUUACGAGAUGUGCCACUGGACUAUGCCAUGACCAUGUUUUUUCCCCUCAUAUCUCCGUCUCCUGUGGGGAUUGUUUGAACAGCAGGACAAACAUUCCCUCAGUCCCUGACAGAUAUUUUUCAUCUUUGUCACGAUUUGACUUUCAUGAGAACAGCUGACCCUCUUUGAGAAAAGAUGCUGUCUCAUGAUGUGGCACGGCACUGCAUCACUAAAUCGGGUUUGUGCAAUUCGGUCUCAUGUGUGUCAAUUUAUUGAGUGCAUUAAUCAUAGGCGGAGGCAGCGUACAAGUUAUGACACUGACUGGGAAACAGCCUAUAUUCCUGUCUCUGCCAGACAUGAUUGAUCGAGUGGAGCCCUAUCAAAACCCAGCGUUUCUUUGUAUCAGUGGGUCCAGUUGGCCAGAGUUCAGUGUCAACAGUCUUUGCAGUUUUGAUGUCUUUCUAAGGGACACUUCAGUGAGCUAUUUUCUGCUGGUUGUGUGCCGUAUAGGCUUCAUGUCUGUGCACUUUGUCUGGUGCUGCAUUGGGAAUUUUGCAACUGGCAAAUCCUCAGAGGAUGCAAUCAAUACUUUGCGCCAAGUGCUCUUUGGCGCACCAUGUAAAGAAUCCCAUCUGCCUUUAGAGCUGAGCCAAAGAGAGGCGAGUGAGAAGAGACAGAAAGAGGAUCUUGUCAAAAAGAUCCUGCCUGAUGACCGCCAGCCCAACACAGGUCUGUAAGUUAUUUUAAUGGCCUUCUAGCACACGAUAAUGAAAUAAAUUGAUGAAAACAUACACUGUAAAUACAAUCUAUAAUUUCAUAAAAAUUUGUCCUUUUUAUUUUAUGGAACUAGAUUGUGAGUUUACAUAUCUACUGUAAUCUAAUUUUAAAAUCCUGUAACCUUGAAGAACCAUAACAUUUCAAUUUUUUAAAGAAAACCGACAUGUUUUAUAUAUAAAGACUGUUAAAAUAUAUUCUCAAAUGCAUCACAAUUCCACAAAUAUUUCCUUUUUAUUUCAUAAAUGAAACCAUGUUGACACUAUGAACAUAUUUGCAAAAUUAAAUAUGAUUAGUCACAGCUAACAGAAAAUUAGGUAAUUGGUUAUGUGAUUUUACAUGUUUGUUAAAUGAGAGUUACCUUAUCAUUACAGUUUUCACAACAAAAAUGUUAAAUUAAUGUGUCUUUAUCUUUACUGGUAAUCCGUCAAAGUACUAUUUAUAACAUUUUGUAUUUGUGAUCUAUAUAUCUAUCUAUGUUUGUUCCAUGAUGGUCUCCCAAAGAGGGAGUCCACCGACUCACUAAGACAAGGUGUUGUUGCUUGUUGCCCACAUCACUUUGGCGAUAUGAAUGUAUAUGAAUUUUGUGGUUGACGCAUUCCAGCAUUUCCCAACUCCUGUUGGGUUCAACUCGUUUGCAUUGGUUACCCAGUGAAAUACACAAUUUAAAAUUUUCUUAUUUGUUUAUUCAGGGCCUUAGCCUUAAUAUUUAAUAUAGUAAAUUACAUGGCUACCUCAUACAACUGUGCUGGGUUUAUCUGUAAUAUUUAAUAUACUCAGGUAAACUCACAUCACAAAAACACUAUAGGUCUUAACAUAAAUAUCUAAACUUGUUUGUUGAAUUUGAAGCACCAGUCUUUUUUCUCUGCUCUAAAGCAAUCUGGGUCAACAGCUGCUGUUUAAAAAUAUGUUAUAUAAAUCGCAGUGAAUUUACUUUCCAAAAAGCCCCAGUGGUAAUAGAUCAGCUAUCAUAAAAGUUGAGAAAAAGGGAGUAAUUGAUCUGUUUAACAACAAUUCAUCAAUUUUUUUUUUGCUUACAAAUGUUAUUAAGUUGUUUAUAAGUGGAUCAGAUGGCAGCUCUUCACUAGUGGCGCAGAGGUUACUUAGUAUGGUGUAGUCAAGUGGUUUAUCUGAUCAACUGAAGAGCUGGAAAAAAACAAGACAAGUAGAUAAACUAAAACCAGAGAAAGCUUCUGCAAGCUGGCAACUUUUCUCCCUUCAAAUUAAUGGUUUCCAGCUGCUGCAUAAAGUUUUGCUAAAUUAUUAAAUCACUGUUUAUAAAUUACCAUUUACACUUACAGAUCCUUUAUAAGGUGGUUCCGUUCUAAAAAUGACUAAUAAAAUAUAAAAUAACCAGCACAUAUUUUCAAAAUAAAAGAACAAACAAUUGUGUGACAGUAGGAAGUAAUGUAAGGACGUCAGACUGUUUCAUCAGAAAAUAAACCCCAUGACUCACAUCUGCUUUUAUUUUGAAAACAGCGGCUAGAAGGCUUACUUAAACGCUCUGCAGAGCUUGACAGCAGUGAGGAGAGACGCUGACAGCGAGGAGCACAAACUUCAGUCAAAAGGGGGUUGAAACGAGGACGUGUGGGUUCUUGGACAAGUGGCAUCUGUGUGAGGAAGUCUUCUGCUGAUCAUCAGCCGCUCUGGACUUCACACCGAGUCUGUCUCUCUCUCAAUCCGGAUUCUAACCUGCUCCAAACUUCUAACCAUGGGGAAAAACGUAUGGAUUUACCAAGCUCUGCUGUGCGUUGUGGUCACUAUCAUGGACACAGGUUUCUGUAGAAAGUCUCAUCAGUUAUUACAGAAGUAUGAAAAGACCGAGAAUUAUAUGCUGGUUUGCACAGACUGUCCUCAGCCCCCGUUGGUAAGAAACAGCCGCUCACAGGAACACUGUGCCCGAAAAUGCAAAAAAGUCAAGAAAAACUUCAACUGCAGGGCUUUCAACUUUCAAAGGCACAACAGGAAAUGCCACUUGCUUCCUUUUGACCGUUUCACCCACGGUGUGCAGAAGCAGGCCAACAUCAACUUUACUUUGUAUGAAAAAAAAGAUUAUAUAAGGGAGUGCAUCAUCGGCACCAAGGACAACUACAGAGGGAGGAGGUCUUGGACAAAGUCAAACAUCACUUGCCAAGCAUGGUCUGAUAACAACAUCAAUGAGCACACGUUUUAUCCAGACAGGUACCCGACGCAAGAUCUGAGGGAGAAUUUCUGUCGAAAUCCCAACAACGAUCCUGGUGGUCCAUGGUGCUACACCACCGACCCCAACGUACGAGCUGAGGAGUGUGGCAUGCCACAGUGUUCAGAGGAAGUCUGCAUGACUUGUAAUGGGGAGGAUUACCGGGGCAAAAUGGACCAUACAGAGAGCGGCAAGGAGUGCCAGAGAUGGGACUCAGUGAGGCCUCACAAACACCACUUCCAGCCCAAAAAGUAUCGGGACAAAGAUUUAAAGGACAACUACUGUCGGAACCCGGAUAAUCGUCUCCGUCCCUGGUGCUACACCAUGGAUCCCAAAACUCCAUGGGAGUACUGUAACAUCACCAUGUGUGACUCAGACCCCAGCGAAGACGCUGAUGUCAACAUAACGACGUUCUGCGUCCAGGGAAAGGGCACAGAUUACCGAGGCACAAUGAAUGUCACUCCAGAGGGGGUGACGUGUCAGCGCUGGGACUCUCAGUUCCCCCAUAACCACUCCUUCCUUCCUCAGAACUUCAAGUGCAAUUUGUGUGUGUGUUAUAGAGACCUCAGAGAGAAUUACUGCCGUAACCCGGAUGGUGCAGAUUACCCAUGGUGCUUCACUACAGAUCCGAAUCAGAGGAUAGCCAACUGCACCCACAUCCCCAGAUGUGAUGCAGAGGACACACAAAAAAUAGAGUGUUAUGAAGACAUCGGAGAGAUGUACCGGGGCACUUUAUCCACAACUCGAUCGGGGAUUCCCUGUGCGGACUGGUCGCAUCACAUAAACAGUGGGGAUUCUCACUCUACAGUAUCCUAUGUAGGGCUGGAGAAGAACUACUGCCGGAACCCAGACCGGGACAAGCAUGGCCCCUGGUGUUACACCAAUCCAAAUAAUCGCUUGGCCUGGGACUACUGCAAACUGAAACACUGUGAAUCUACAGUGGCUUCUCAACCAAACAGUCUGACAAGGCCCAAGAUCUCCUGCUUUGUCCAUAUAAACACCAGAAUAGUUGGAGGACAUCAAGUGCGGGGUACAGAUGGCAGCUGGGUAGUAAGCAUCCAAAGAGAGAGGGUUCAUUUGUGUGGCGGCUCAUUGAUCAGAGAAGACUGGGUUCUGACAGACCAACAGUGCUUCACUUCCUGUGUUCCAGAUCUCAGAGAUUACAGCGUUCAGGUCGGUCUGCGCUACCUCAAUGAGUCUUCAAGCCACCCAAGGCUGCGGAUCUCUCGCCUGAUCUGCGGCCCUGAAGGAUCCAAUCUGGUUAUGCUGAAACUAGCAGAUCCUGCCCCUGUGUCUGAGGGUGCCUCCACCAUUCAUCUCCCAGUAAAAGAGUGUCACAUCACCGAAGGCACCAACUGCACCAUGUAUGGAUGGGGGGAAACCAAAAAUACAGGAUACGAUGAAGCACUCAACUCUGUGACCAUGCCCAUGGUCAACAAUGACAUGUGCUCACAAAUCAAAGGGGAUGCUGGGGAAAGCAGAAUAUGUGCUGGUGGCAAUAGAGGAGAAGGUGUAUGUGAUAAGGACAACGGUGGUCCACUCGUUUGUCAGGAGCAUGAACGCAAGGUCAUAAUUGGUGUGAGCAUCCAAAGGACAAAAUGUGCCUCAUCACAGCCUGCGCUUUUUGUCAACGUUGCCUUUUACUCAGAGUGGAUAUAUAAAGUGUUUAAACUUUACCCCAGUUUGGAGAGGAACUGAUGGUGUGGUGUGAAAAACUACCCCAUGAAGCCUGCAAGAGGUGAGGGGUAACUUGGGCCAAGAAAUUCUGAGACCUCUACAAUGUGGACUAUGGGGGAGGAGAAAUAAGGAAAAUCACUUCAUGGAAAGUGGCCAUUUUUGGAUUUUGUGACUGAAUUUGUCAUUUUACAAAGAGGACAAAGACUUUUGAUUGGAGACUGGAAAUGGAAUCUCGCAGCCUUCUUCCACUUUGCAGAUGAGGAGAUUCAGGUAGUUAGCCUUAACGCCAUUUCUACAACCAAAGUCUUGGGCACAUGGACAGCGAACAAAUUGUAUUUUGACAUGUUCAGAGUUUCUGAAGCCAUGCAAGAAAAGACAAUGACACUUGCGAUUCAGUAUUAUCUCCUGGAAUAUACUUGAACCCAAUUCCUUGGUGGUUACCACUUUUGGUCGCCUUCUUCGACUGGGAUUUUUCUUUUUUUUUUCUGUGUUGAGCUGGACUACAAAACGUGUCUUUUUACUUUUUUACAAAAAUGGUUCCUUCGUGUUAACAAACCUGGUUUUAUGAUACUGUACAAACUACAACAAUACCAAAAAGUAGGAAAAUAGAAGGAUAAAAGUGUCACUAUGAGCUCAGUAUUAGAUUCCCUUUGAGAAAAUAGUGAUUAAACCAGAGGUUCAAGUUUGUCUCCUGAUAUACUGGUAGUUCUGUAUGUAGAAUGCACUGCUUGAAUAGCCAACUGCAGCAGCCUUGGCAAACCUGAUAGUGCUAAUUGUGUGCAGUAGCUGAACUACCUUUUCCCCAUUUAGCUGUAACUGUUAGUUUCCCCAUGAGAGAGUCUAAGUAGGACUGAGCAAACUGCUCCAAAUCUUAUGCUAAUAUUUGUAGCAUGAGAGAGAGAAGAGCCAUGCCAAAUAUAACAUGGCUAUUUGGUCUCCGGUUUGGAGGGAACUGUGGCCCCUGGUGGGCUGUGUGUGGUCAGUAGGAUGUUUUAUACUUUAUUUUGUUUCAUGGAAAGUGACUCCGUGUGUACAUACCUGCAGAUUUAUUAUGGUUCUGCCGUGCUGUAAGAUUUAUAGGUCUUAUAGAUCUGGAAUAUUUUGGGCUCACUUAGUAAUGUCAGAUUGGCUUUUUUGUGCUUCUGAUUAUGUUUAAUAUUUAAAGAAACUGGUAACUUGUAAGUAGUAGUAAUGUAUAUUUAUUUUUUUAAUUAGCAGAGAACAUUGUUUGGAAAUGAACCCAUAUUUUGAUGUGAUAUUUAGACUGUGGUUUCUUUAUUCUGAGAAUUCUAGGCACCCAAAUAACACAGUGGUUACAUUAUACCUGAUACAGUCAGACUUCUGAAGUUGAGUCUGACUUUAAGAGUUGGACACAUCUAAACACACAUCUGCCAAACAAACAAAUACCCAUGCUAAUACAAAAACUAUAGUCCAACAUUUAAGUUAAGGGCAUAAAAAUAUGAAAUUAUGCUGAUGAGCUAAUAGACAGUUAAUUCAGCUCAAAAAAGCUUCAUCUAUAAGGAACAAUUAUGACAGAACUGCGUCAGUUAUAAAUAAGAUGUAUGAGCUGUUAAACACCAACAUUUCCUGAUUAUGAUUUUCACUUUGUUAAGACUAUCAGAACCUGAUUGACACAAUUUCCGAAAAUACACUUAUCAUAAAUGCCUAAAUGAUGCUAGAGUGGCCCUGUGCUUCUCAUUCAACAACAGUGCAGACAUGAAAAAAUAUGAUUCUCAGAUCUAGAAUUACUGCUCUAAAUAUCACAUGGAAACUGGUGCAGUGGAGGAACAAAUAUUAAUACAUUAUUGGGCUUUAAGACAGUGGAUUGUUCUUUCCCACAGGAGAGGGACUCUUUUGAUUAGUGCUCAUGUUACUUCUUUUGAAAAAAGGAAUUAUAUACAAUAGGGAUGCACGAUGAUAUUGGCGUCUUCAUCACUAUUGGCUGGUAAAUGCUUGAAAAUGAUGAAAUAAUGGCAUCAGCCCAAAAUGAACAUCGACAGACUGUGCCAUGCUUCACUUUUACAGAUUAUCAGAUCAAAUCAAAUCACACUUUACAGUCUUUUGACUUUGGUAAAAUGUUACAUAAAAACUAAAUAUGGCAUGUGUUAAUAUAUUACAGUAGCUUUCUCUUGCAUUCAGAAAGCAUAGUAUUUUGUGGGCCUUCAAAAUAAGAGUAGACAUGAUAUGUCAAUUCCACACCGUAAAAACAACAACAAAAAAUCCAUUAAAAAAUGGCAGCAAGGGUGCCACCCAGAAAAUAACCCUGCAAAAUCAGUGAAAAUAACUGAAAAUUAUGUGUAAAGUCAUUUUUGAGGGUGAUUUAUUUUGAUAAUAUUUUCAUGGUCACCUGUAAAACUAUUUGCAAAAAUACAUACUCUUGAAGUUGAUUUUUUUUUUUAAUAAUUAACAUGUAAAUUAAUAAAUUUUUCUCGUGAUUUUACAAGAUUUGCCUGUAAUUGAACAAAACAAGGAAAAUCUGUAGAAAAAUAUACUGAUGUAAAUCUUGAUGUUUUGCAAUAACGUGGAAAGAACAUGUUCAUUCAUCAGCAUCUGUGAUUUUCCAGAAUGAGCUUGGCAUAUCUGAUAGUUGGAAAUAUCCCAUGUCGUGCAUCCCUAAUGUAUAAUAUAGUCGUGUGAAUGCAGUCCGCUAAAUUCUUGCACAGUUUACAACCAAAGUAAAAGUCUGUGAAGUGUCAGAUUAAAGGAAGGAAGCUUCAUUGCAGGUCAUUUGCUGGAUAAAUAGGUGAAACCAAAUGCCAGAUAUUCUUGUGGCAGAUCACAUAAUUGUUGUGUAAACCGAUCCGUUUUCUCGUCGACCAUGCUCUAAAUAAGAUGUCGUGACUGUUAUUUAAUUUACCUUCAUGUAAAUAGCCUCUUACAUUCUGUAAAUGUCAAUUUGUAAUUUUUGUAAAUAUCAUACUUAAGUAUUUUUAUUUCCUGAUCAUUCUGUUUAUAUGUUUGUAAACUAUAAAUGUAACAGCUGCUAUUUUGUGUUAGUGAGUUGUUUUAUAUCAAUGAAUUUUGUAGCCUUUGUAUUAUUUCUAUUUUAAUAAACAACUUGACAUUA
Molecule: messenger RNA, 11592 nt
Organism: Amphiprion ocellaris (clown anemonefish)
Lineage: Eukaryota; Metazoa; Chordata; Actinopteri; Pomacentridae
Gene: hgfa
Product: hepatocyte growth factor a
Exons: 18
Coding region: 6381-8546 (721 amino acids)
Biological process (GO): proteolysis
Molecular function (GO): serine-type endopeptidase activity
Source: RefSeq, a predicted model, not a curated record